This is a messenger RNA of Pipistrellus kuhlii (Kuhl's pipistrelle), 1323 nucleotides long. Its product is annotated as putative N-acetyltransferase 8B. The record is from RefSeq and is a predicted model, not a curated record. The transcript is spliced from 2 exons. Bases 183 to 875 code for a protein of 230 amino acids. Lineage: Eukaryota; Metazoa; Chordata; Mammalia; Chiroptera; Vespertilionidae. Gene Ontology annotation, molecular function: N-acetyltransferase activity.
GUGAGGCGGCCCCCAGGCCCUGGCCCCAGAGCCAGAGCCAGCCCCGCACAGUCUUCCUGGAGGCCAGUCAGAGGCUGAGGGAGGAGGCCAGGCUGAGGCCACCCUGGACAUUGGAGGCUUCUGUGGUGACAGGGCUGCCUGGCUCUCUCUCUGGACUCGAGGCUCAGACCCACAAGCCUCCCAUGGCGCCUUUUCACAUCCGCAAGUACCAGGAGAGCGACCGCCCGCGCGUCCUGGACCUGUUCUCCAAGGGCGCAGCCGAGCAUGCCCCCAUCACCUUCCGCCACCUCCUGAGGCUGCCACAGACUCUUGUGCCCUUGCUUGGGGGGCCCCUGGCCCUGCUUCUGGUCUCUGGGUCCUGGCUUCUGGCCCUGGUGGCCGGCCUCGCCCUCCUGGCCGCCCUGAGGGUCCUGGCCAAAUACCCCUGGAGCCAGUAUGUGUCCAACUGUUUGCGCACAGACAUGUGCGACAUCAGCAAAACCUACCUGAGCGAGCCGGGCUCCUGCUUCUGGGUGGCCGAGCGUGAGGGGCAGGUGGUGGGCACGGUGGCAGCCCUGCCCGUUGGGGGGCCCGGCCUGCGGAAGGAGCAGCUGGAGCUUCUUCACUUGAGCGUGUCCUGGGAGCACCGGGGCCAGGGGAUCGCCAGAGCCCUGGUCAGGACCGUCCUGCAGUUUGCGGGGGACCAGGGCUGCAGCAAGGUGGUCCUCAGCACCAGCAUGCUGCAGCACUCCGCCCUGGCCCUCUACCAGAGCAUGGGCUUCCGCAAGACCGGCCAGCACUUCUUUGCCAAAAGCUGGGAGCUCAUUGCUGUUCCUGCAUUUGAAUUAACCUAUCGGCUCCCCUUGGCUCAGGCCUCUGAGGUGCCAGGGCAGUGACAGGGCCUGUGAUCUGUGUCCUUGUGGAUUAGUCAGGACAACACAAGCUCUGCCGGUGUAACAAGCUCACCCCGAAUCUCACUGUGACAGCUCAGUAAAGCUUCUGUUUGUUCACAUCGAGCCCCACGGGGAUGGUGGUGGUUCUGCUCCAUUUAGUCUUCUUCAGAUGCCACUGUUUUCAUUUAACUAGUGAUACAAGAUUGUUCAUAAAGUCAGUCACAAAAGAAUAAACAUUUACUUCGCUGGAUUGUGUGAGUCAGCAUUGCCCAUGGGGCCUGGCUGGGCAGCUCUUUGGUCUCGGCUCUGUCCACACGUCCUGGGUGGCUGGUUCUCGUGCCGUGGGGCUGGCUGAGUGAUGUGCCUGGGCUUCCUCAGGUGCCCGCAGGCUCGCUCGGGCAUGGCUUCAGGGUAACUGAAUGAGCCCAAGGGAAACAGAAACAAGCAAGUG